AUGGGCGCGAUGCAGGUGACCACGAAGAAACCCGUGCUCGCCGAGCGGGUGCUGGGCACCGUCCAGUGGUUCAACGUAAAAAACGGCUAUGGCUUCAUCAAGCGCAACGACACGCUGGAAGACAUCUUCGUCGACCAGACCGCCAUCACGCGGAACAACCCGCAGAAGGUCACGGGCAGCGUUUACGAGGGUGAGACCGUCGAGUUUGACAUCGUCAUAGGUGAGAAGGGACGCGAGGCCGCCUAUGUGACCGUUCCCGACGGCGAGCCCGUACCGUGCUUCCCUUACGCCACGGACAGAAGACGCUUCAGAGGGCGAUGGUUCUUGAGACGGAGUCAACGCCGACCGAUGCCCAAUCCGCGCCAAGGUGUGCAGGCCUCGGACGACCUCCAUGACGUUGUGCUUGUGCCAGUGUGA
Molecule: messenger RNA, 417 nt
Organism: Ixodes scapularis (black-legged tick)
Lineage: Eukaryota; Metazoa; Arthropoda; Arachnida; Ixodida; Ixodidae
Product: Y-box-binding protein 3-like
Exons: 1
Coding region: 1-417 (138 amino acids)
Biological process (GO): regulation of gene expression
Cellular component (GO): nucleus
Molecular function (GO): nucleic acid binding
Source: RefSeq, a predicted model, not a curated record